UUCAGAACCCAGGAGGAGCACCGAGAGGCCAAGCUGACCCUCCGGCCCCCCAGCCUGGCCGCCCCCUAUGCCCCUGUGCAGAGCUGUUAACACCAGCCAGAGAAACUCAUCUUCGAGUCCUGCGGUUACGAAGCCAAUUAUCUGGGCUCCAUGUUGCUCAAAGAUCUGCGAGGGACAGAAUCCACACAGGACGCCUGUUCCAAGAUGCGGAAAUCCACGGAGCACAUGAAGAAGAUCCCCACCAUCAUCCUGUCCAUCACGUACAAAGGGGUCAAGUUCAUCGACGCCUCCAACAAGAACACCAUCGCGGAGCACGAGAUCCGGAACAUUUCCCGUGCCGCCCAGGACCCAGAGGACCUGUGUACCUUCGCCUACAUCACUAAGGACCUGCAGACCAGCCCCCACUAUUGCCACGUCUUCAGCACUGUGGACGUGAACCUGACCUACGAGAUCGUCCUGACGCUGGGCCAGGCGUUCAAGCUGGCCUACCAGCUGGCCCUGCAGGCCCAGAAGGCCAGGCCGAUGGGGGCCUCUGCCACUGAGGUGAUGGAGACCAGAUCUUCCAAGCCGGUGCCGAAGCCCCGGGUGGGCGUGAGGCAGGCAGCGCUGGAUCCACCUGACACGAACCCCAACGCCCAGUCCCACGCCAGCGUCUCCUGGUCGUGGACCCCAAGCCAGAUUCUAAGCGGAGCCUCAGCAGCAGCUGAGCCACCGAGGAACCGACUGUGUUGCAGAAACAGCCGUGCGGAGCACAGGCUCCCGCCACCGCCGCCUCACCUGCAUUGGAGACCCAGGCCCACCUCCGCCCGCGGGACUCCUCCCGGCUGA
Molecule: messenger RNA, 828 nt
Organism: Dama dama (fallow deer)
Lineage: Eukaryota; Metazoa; Chordata; Mammalia; Artiodactyla; Cervidae
Product: ankyrin repeat and SAM domain-containing protein 1A-like
Exons: 1
Coding region: 151-828 (225 amino acids)
Cellular component (GO): cytosol
Source: RefSeq, a predicted model, not a curated record